Molecule: messenger RNA, 1091 nt
Organism: Nymphalis io (European peacock)
Lineage: Eukaryota; Metazoa; Arthropoda; Insecta; Lepidoptera; Nymphalidae
Gene: Tim10
Product: mitochondrial import inner membrane translocase subunit Tim10
Exons: 4
Coding region: 406-687 (93 amino acids)
Biological process (GO): protein insertion into mitochondrial inner membrane
Cellular component (GO): mitochondrial inner membrane
Source: RefSeq, a predicted model, not a curated record
GUCUUUUUUCUGGCAAAAAACUCUUUCGUUUCUCAUUCGUAUUAUUGAUAAAAUGGGAUAACCUCAAAACGUAAGUGUCAAUUGUCAUCUGAUUUUUAAUUUUUCACAGAAAAUAGUAUGCCGCUUGGAAAAUUUGGAAAAAUUACUCUUUCUUGGUAAAUACCUGCUUAAUAAUACCAUUAAAGUCCCUGAAUUGUAAAGUGCUUAUGGUGGUUAGCAGUUACAGUGACGAGUUUAUCGCUAUUUGGAGUCGCAAAGAACGCUAUAAAUGCCCGUCGUCUGGAGAAUAUGAAAUCGCGUGAACGUAUGCGCAGGUCUAACGAGGGUGAAUAUCCUGAUUUAUACAGGAAAUUGUGAAGGUAUAUAUAACAAAUCUAUUACAACAUUAAGUGAGAAAACAUUACAAUGGCUGUUCCUCAAUUGGAUCCGGCUAAACUCCAGCUGGUGCAGGAUUUGGAAAUAGAGAUGAUGUCAGAUAUGUAUAAUCGUCUUGUCGGCGCAUGCCAUCGCAAAUGUAUUCCUGUCAAAUACCACGAACCUGAGCUAGGGAAAGGUGAAUCGGUUUGUCUUGAUCGGUGUGUAGCCAAAUACCUAGACGUCCACGAGCGCAUCGGCAAGAAGCUCUCGAACAUGUCACAAGGGGAAGCUGAAGACCUAACUAAAAUGAACCUUCCGGACAAGAAGUAGUAAUAUUAUUAAUAGACAUGCCACGAAUCUUUUUUUUUUAAAUUAUAUUUAGUUAAAAGGUAGAAUUUUACCAAAAAUAAAGUUAUAUUUUGAUUUGACAUUCUGAUACAUUUCUACACAAGUUUAAGUUACACAAAUGCUUGCAUUUUUUCAAAAUAAUACAAAUGUCUACCUCAGUAUAUAAAAAUCAAUUCAUAGCAAGUUUGGCUAAUCAAAUCUUGUGUGUAUUAAUGAAUGCCUAAUUAUUUUCAUAUACAAAUUAAGAAUAAUACAAUAAAACUGUUCCAAUUGUCUAUUCACGUAUCAAUAACUUGGUGUAUGUACGAAACUGCAUUUUGUUUCAAAUAUAUUAUUAUAGUGUUGAAAAUUAGUAUUUAGAAAUAAAAUAGCGAAAAAUGAUUUAA